Lemur catta (Ring-tailed lemur) is the source of this 1375-nucleotide messenger RNA. It is a transcript of the gene LY6G5C, whose product is annotated as lymphocyte antigen 6 family member G5C. The transcript is spliced from 4 exons. NCBI's taxonomy places the organism in Eukaryota, Metazoa, Chordata, Mammalia, Primates, Lemuridae. The record is from RefSeq and is a predicted model, not a curated record. Gene Ontology annotation, cellular component: external side of plasma membrane. The coding region runs from base 661 to 1113 and encodes 150 amino acids.
CCUUCCUGGCUGCUCCCGGGGGCCCCCCAGGUGCUCCCGGGCUUCUCAGAGUGACCCGCUCCGGGAGCUCCUUCUCGCCUAGCCCCAGCCCCCGGCCUUUCAGUUGCGGUUACAUCUGACCGAGGGGUUCAGAGGACGCUGUCAGGCCGCCAUCUUGUGACCGGACUCAGGAACAGCUUCCUAUUUCCCGGCCUCCACUCCUGACCCUUUUAUUCUCCAGCGUGCAGCACGGUAAUCUUUUACAAACAGAAAUCUGAUCAUGUUAUUCCUGUGCUGCAAUCCCUUUGGCCAGUGGUUUCCGCUGUCCAGGUGCUCCUGCCAGUUUGCCCUCCCCCGGUCAUUGCUUGUUGACUUGCCUCCCCCACUAGACUGUACCGUGUGCAGGGACUGUACACUGUCGUAUUCCCAACACCUGAUGCAGGGAUUGAAUAAACGUCUGUCGAAUGACCAUGAAAGAAAUUUCCCCUCUCGUUCUCCUUUGCUGGGCCCCUGCCCCCAAGCCAGGAUGUUAUCCCCCAGAGUGGUUGUGGGUGAGGACACUCUGUCCCUCUGGCUGCUCUGGCGCUGAUUUUCACCCUGAACUGGUGUUGCCUCUCUCCUUCCUCUUGGCUAACCUCUCUUCCACCAAUAUAAGCCCAAACUAGAGGCCAGUGGGCAGUCAUGUGUUUCAUGGCAGGCCCUGCAGGGAGCUGGAGCCUGGAGCCCCUGGGCCCCCGCAGAACCCUCCAAGGCCUGUGCCUGGUCCUCCUAAUAGUGCUGGUCAUGAUGAGCUUGGUGUUUGGUAAGCUUGUUCCUGUCAAUCAGGAACCCUCUCAACUACAUCAAUUCCCCAAAUACCUGCGCUGCUAUCGAUGCCUCUUGGAGACCGAGGAGUUGGGGUGCCUCCUGGGAUCUGACAUCUGCCUCACCCCGGCUGGCAGCAGCUGCAUCACUCUCCACAUAAAAAACAGCAGUGGUUCUGAUGUCAUGGUGAGCGACUGCCGCCGCAAGGAGCAGAUGAGUGAUUGUUCAUACACCCGCACGUCCCCAGUUUUUGGCUUCUGGAUAUUCUCUCAAUGCUGCUUCCUAGAUUUCUGCAAUGACCCUCAAAACAGAGCACUCUAUACUCCUUAGAACAACUGCAGAGACCUUGGGGUAAAAUCCCACGUUUCUGGCAUUCUCCUGACUUCUAGCUGGGCUCCGCCAGGACAACUUCCAGUCCCUCAUACCAGCCCUCUCUGCCUCCCUUGUCACUGGACCCAAGUCUUACCUCUCUUCCUCUUGGUUGACACCCUUCAACACCCCAAUUCCCAGUCUGUCUCCCUUUGCCCCAACCCAGGCUCCCUCUUUUGCCCCAAGACCCCAGGUAUUCCUCCAAAAUAAACUGGUGUGCAUA